Huiozyma naganishii CBS 8797 is the source of this 393-nucleotide messenger RNA. RefSeq names its product Sen15p (gene SEN15). The transcript has a single exon. Gene Ontology annotation, cellular component: tRNA-intron endonuclease complex. Bases 1 to 393 code for a protein of 130 amino acids. Gene Ontology annotation, biological process: tRNA-type intron splice site recognition and cleavage; tRNA splicing, via endonucleolytic cleavage and ligation. Lineage: Eukaryota; Fungi; Ascomycota; Saccharomycetes; Saccharomycetales; Saccharomycetaceae. Gene Ontology annotation, molecular function: nucleic acid binding. The record is from RefSeq and is a predicted model, not a curated record.
AUGGAUCCGUGUUCUAGCGACGGGGAUGACAGAUUGUACUUGGAGGAGCUGGUAGAAAAAAGUUUGAUUCAUCUCCAACUAUGGAAAGAUGUGGUUGUUGAGGACAAAUUGGUCGUCUGGAAGGGUGUCCCCGUAAGACUGCUUACCGGGUGUCCCCCACACGUUCUCAGCCACGAUGAGAAACCGGCGGAUGGAAUUGGAAGGGAGUAUAUUCUUCCGGUUAACAUGACGCAGUACAAAGAGGAGCAGGUGACACUAGCGUUUCUGGAUAUCGUGUUCUCCGAACUCUGCGCAAAGGAUACGAAAAGAAUUAUCCUGGCGAUCGUGAACACGGACGGAACAGUGGUAUUCUACUUUGUUUAUAACGGCGUGCACAAACCGAAGAGAAACUGA